AUGCGAUGCGAUGAGCAAAAGAGUUGUGCACAACAGACCUUGGACAUGUCGAAAUCUCAUGGGAUCCGAAUUCCCGGCGUGUUGCUUGAUGAGCUGAAAGCUACUGACUAUGACGGUGAUGACAGAUUUGCGACCAAAAAGCGGAAGCAAAGCUCGCAGAUAGGCAGAAAGGAAAAGCGAAAGCAGCAAAGAAUGGCGAAGAAGCAAACCAGACAGGGCCACAAACAAGAGUCUGAAAGAAAGGGCCAAGGGCAUGAGAGUAAAGGUCAUGCCAAAGUCAAGAAUAAUAAAAACGCGAAGAAACCCUCAAAGCUCACAGAGAAGAAGCGCCAGGCCGCCCCAGCCAAAGCGGCUAAAGAUGUGAGUAAUCCUUUCUCCUCCGACGAUGAGCUUUCCUCUGGCGAUUUCGAAGAAUUUGAUGAAGAGGAUCUCGAUUCAGAAGAGUGGGAGCAGUUGCGCGACUUAGAAGGCACGGAUGAUGAAGAUGAGAAGGCAGAAGAAGAAGACGAUGAUGAUUCUCAUCAAAGCGUCAGCGAGAGCUCUGACGAAAGCGAAGCCACUAUGACCCCUGAGGAAACCAUGGCAGCUCUGAAAAGGGCUAAAGAGAAGAAAAACGCUGCUCAAACUCAACAAGCAAGAGCUCAACAUAGUGAGAGCGAAGAAGAAGAAGAAGAAGAAGUUGACGAGCAGCUUUCAGAGUUUGAUGAGUCUGACUCCGGAGAUGAUUCCGAAUCACAAGUUAUGACUGUGGAGGAAACCAUGGCUGCUCUGAAAAGGGCUAAAGAGAAGAAGCUUCAACAAAAACAUGCUGCUAAGGCUGAUAGACGUGAAGAGAGAAAUGGCAGAAAUAUUAAAAACGCAGAAGAAGCGUUUUCUGGUCAAGAUGAGUCGGAGGCUGAAGGUAUGACCGCAGAGGAAACAAUGGAAGCUUUGAAACAAGCCAAAGAGAAGAAGAGAAAACAGUCAAAGGGUCAUGCCUCAAAGGACAGCAAAGACGAAAAGUUUGCUACGCCAGCUCUUUCCCCUUCAGAAUUAGCUCAGGCUGAAAAGGAUAAAUGGGAUUAUGAUUACUAUGCCAAGAAACUGGGCAUGAAAGGCAACAAAAAGAAAUUGAAAGCCAAGGAUGAUUUUGAUGCCAUCGGUGGCCUUCUCGAAGGGCUUGAUUUCUUUGAAAACUAUACAAGCGACGAGGUUCAAUCAUCUAGCGGAGAAAGCGAAGAGGAACAAUCAAGCGACGGGGGAGAAGAUGAAAGCGAGCCUGAGGAGGGAUCAAGUGACGCAGGGAAGGCAUUUUCCUCUGACGACGAGAUCUCAGAAGGCGACUUUGACGAAUUCGAUGAAGAAGACCUGGAUGAAGACGAGUGGGAACAGCUUAGGGAACUCGAAGGUGGAGAAAAGCCUGCAAAAAGCUCAAAGAAGGAGAACCCGUACGCCGCGCCUGUGUCUGCAGCUUCCGCAUACGUUCCACCUUCUCUCCGAAAGAAGAACUUAGAAAACGUUGAAUCCGAAACCGCGAUCGAGGUUGGAAAAAAGGUCAAGUCAUCUUUGAACAAACUAUCUGAAUCGAACAUUACUGUCAUAGUUAGCGCGCUCAACGAAAUUUACGACUCAUAUCCAAGACAGCUUGUCAACGAAGCACUUGCACAUCAAACGCUGCAAAUUGUUGCUCACCGUGAUAAGUUGCUGGAUAGCUUCAUUAUAAACUACGCGGCUGUUGUUUAUAGUUUGUGGAGAUUGAGAGGAACAGAAGUCGGAGCCUCAUUCAUACAAACGUGGGUCGAAAGACUUCUUGAGUCGUAUCACAGUGAGCAGCAGAGGCUCGAAAACGAGAAAGAGCAUGGCGGCCCUCUGAUUGCAUCGAAAGAGUGUAACAACCUGAUAGCAUUGCUUUCUUACUGUUACAACUUUGGCCUUAUUUCUUGCCGUCUGGUCUAUGACUUGGUCAAGGUUCUCAUCAGCACCCCUAAUGAAUUCACAACCGAGCUUUUGCUUAGAGUAAUAUCAAUAUCUGGGCAGCUGAUCCGUGGCGACGACCCUAAAGCAUUGAAAGAAAUUAUUGUGGAGCUCUUGAACAGUGUUAAAACCGUUCAACAGUCCCCUAGAAUGAAGUUUCUGCUAGAGGUUAUGUCUGAUCUCAAAAAUAAUCGUCUGAAACCAUCACUGUUAGCACUAAGUCAUAGUGGGCUAAAGAAACAAUUAUCGAACUUCUUGAGUAACACCGCGACUGCAGCCAACGAUCCCUUACAGGUGAGCUUAUAUGAUAUUAAUAACAUCGAGACCAGGGGUAAGUGGUGGUUGGUUGGUGCGUCGUGGAAGGGAAACAUGGAUUCCGCCUUUGAGAGUAGAAAUGAUUCGAAAACAGGCUCUGAUAACGCCAUUCAAUCAAGUAUUCUCAUUGAAGACAACAUUCUCGAUGAUAUACCGGAUUGGAGCGAAAUAGCAAGAGCACAAAAAAUGAACACUGAGGUGAGAAGGGCUAUUUUUGUAAGUAUCAUGUCCGCGCAGGACUUUCUGGACGCUUUUGCCAACAUCGAGAAAUUGAAUCUCAAGAAUAAACAGAGUUUAGAGAUACCUAGGGUCCUGGUGCAUUGUCUCACAAUGGAAGGCACCUCCGGCUCCUACAAUCCAUUCUAUACGCUUUUAGCGAUCAAAUUAUGCCAGCAUAACCACCAUAUCGCAAAGUCCUUUCAAUUCAUGUUCUGGGACAUGACAAAAAAGUUCGAGCACGAAGAGGACUCUUCUGAUGAAGAAGGCUUUGCGUCCGGAGAAGAAAUGGAUGAAAACGAAAGCCUUAAGAAAAUUUCCUGCCAAGGAAAGUUUUUUGGUACUCUUCUAGCAGAGGAGGUCCUGAAGCUUGACGUCUUCAAGCAUGUUCCUCUCAUGGGAGGAUUGAACGAGGACGGAACUUUAUUUAUGGAAGUUCUUCUUUUCCAGUUUCUGCUAUCCAUCGGAAAGAAGUGCGAAAAGAAAACCAAGAAAGGUUCCCAAAGGAUAUACACUUAUGAAGAUGGCGUUUUUGAGAGACUUAUCGAACAAGGGCUGAAACUGGAAAAUAAAUCAAGCAUAUUCAUGGCCCUCAAAGUGUUCCUUGGCAAAAGACUCAAGUAUCAUGCUUAUAUUACAGAACCCAAGGAUUCGAAGGGCUACGAGAGGGAAAAAAGAAGACUAGAUUGGGCUACAUCGCGUUUCGGGGAGGUUCUUGCAGAUGAAAUUGAGCCUUCUGAGUAG
Messenger RNA from Lachancea thermotolerans CBS 6340, 3228 nucleotides. RefSeq names its product Sgd1p (gene SGD1). The record is from RefSeq and is a predicted model, not a curated record. Gene Ontology annotation, cellular component: nucleolus. Lineage: Eukaryota; Fungi; Ascomycota; Saccharomycetes; Saccharomycetales; Saccharomycetaceae. The transcript has a single exon. Gene Ontology annotation, biological process: ribosomal small subunit biogenesis. Gene Ontology annotation, molecular function: RNA binding; protein binding. The coding region runs from base 1 to 3228 and encodes 1075 amino acids.